AUGGCCGAAUAAUCCAUAGUCGCAUCAGCUUAAGAAAGCACUCAAUUGACUCCAAGAGGUUUAGAAAAAGAGAAGCCAGCCACAAAGGGAAAUAUAUAUACAAGAUUUAUCGAUGGAGCAGUUAGUGGUUUAGUUAGUGGAGCUAUUUUGCAACCCUUAUAAGUUAUUAAAACCUCAAUGCAGAUUAGUCCAAUUGAAAAACCAUAAGAUCAUCAUUUGCAAUCAAAAGCAUUCAAAAAGAUAAUGUCACACACUAAGCAUAAGCAUUAUGAUCUAUUAAGUUUUAAGGAGGCUACAUUUUUAAUAUAUGAAAGAGAAGGUGUAAAAGGCUACUAUAGAGGGUUUCUUCCCUCUCUAAUUAAGAAUACUAUGAACUCCGGAACAUAUUUCAGCACUCUUUACUAUCUAAGAUUAAUGCUUCAAAAAACCUCAGUUAUGUCAGAUAACUGGAUUAACUUCUGGUCAUCUGCUAUUGCAAGGGGUUUUCAAUCUACGUUAAGUAACCCAUUAAUAGUCAUCAAAACAAGGCUGGAAGUCCUUGGAUUCAAGGAAUACAAUACAUUAAGCGAUGCAGUUAGGAAAAUAAUAUUAAAUGAAGGUUAUGGUGGUUUCUUUACAGGCCUUAAAAUUUCAUUAAUUCGUGAUGUUCCUUUCUCAGGAGUUUUUUACCCGAUAUAUGAAUUCAGCAAGAAAUUUUACAGUCAAAUGUUGAGUUUUGACUAAAGAGAUGAAUAUGGUAGAACAAGAGCGUUAUACUUAGCUUUGAUUUCGUCGAUGGCAUCAAUCACUGCUAAUUUGAUGAGCUGUUUGAUUACUCAUCCCUUGGACAUUAUCAGAACGAGAGUUUUCUUUCAAUUUUACAAUAAAGACCAAAGUUAACAUUAUCAAAGUAUCUCGAGUGCAAUAUUAAAAAUAUAUGAAUACGAUGGAUUAAUCGGCUAUUUCAGAGGUAUCACACCUAGAAUCAUUAGAAAAGGUCUCGGUAAUAUAUUAGCUUGGGGUAUUUAUGAAUAUCUAGUUGAUAAAAGAGAAGGUGUUCAAUUUGACUGA
Molecule: messenger RNA, 1050 nt
Organism: Stylonychia lemnae
Lineage: Eukaryota; Ciliophora; Spirotrichea; Sporadotrichida; Oxytrichidae
Source: the annotation of a GenBank genome assembly